AUGUUACAAUCUUUGCGGCUGCAGGCCCCAAAAGGCCGCCAGUUGCAUUCACAUCUCAUCGCACGGCCAUCAUCCUUUACAGCCUCGGCGCUGAGUGCCAGUCCGUCAUGGGCCUCGAUCUGGUCGCGUGGUCUGAAAACGACAGUCGAAGCUGGUCAGCCCGAUCCCCGAGGGGAGGCUUCCUACACUCAGCUCAACGACGACGAGCUCAACAAGGGCCUUCUGCACGAGACCAGUCUGUCCGCCGCGGGCAAACCUUUUGAUGUUGAGUACCUCCGCGAGAGCAUGGCGCGCCGGCCACACCGCGCUACCUACGAUCACCUCUCGCCUACACACUCACACCUGCUCAACAUUGCGCUCUACGAUGUGCUGCCACGCAGUGCCCAGGCCGGCGCGAUCCCUGAUUUUCGAAAGGCUGCGUCCAAAGAGCUUGUGAACCGCUUUGCCCUGCCGGUGACCAAGUCUGCCACCGGUAUCGCCGCCGACCACGAGCGGAUCCUGCCCGCGGGCCACCAUCUCGUGUACUACCCGCUGCAGCGGCCCAUCUCGCUGCUAGAGCCAGACGGCACAGACCCCGCGCAGUCGCCCGGUCCGCCCUUUGUGCGGCGCAUGUGGGCCGGCGGCUCUCUGCACUUUCUGAAGCCCCACCAGCUGGCGCUCAACGGCCAGCGUACCGUUUGCGUCGAGGGCCUGGAUACGAAGAACAUGGUGAUGCGGGGCGAGGCGGGCCGCGAGAAGAUUUUUGUUGAUGUGGUGCGGCGGUACGGCACGGCCGAUACCAGGAAUAGCGCCCCAUUGAGCCCGGACCAGGUUCUGGAAUUAGAGGACGGCGUGUGGAAGGACCCGGCUCUGGAAGAGCGGCGGACGCUCGUCUUUUUGCGGGCCAAGAACGACAACGCCUCCCAAGGUGGCCAUGCCACAAUAGAGGCGGAGACAAAGGCGAGGCCCAAAACCCAGGAAGAGCGGGUCAUCAAAGCCAACCGGGCACCGCAGUAUUCAUUCUCCUUCACGCCCACCUCCACGCUGCUCUUCCAGUUCAGCGCCCUCUCCUACAACGCCCACGCCAUUCACCUCGAUGUCGAUUACUGCCGAAACGUCGAGGGCUACCGCGACCUGCUGGUGCACGGCCCUCUGACCCUUGUGCUCAUGUUGUCGGCGCUUCGCGGCCAACUGCAUGAGGUUGUCCGGGCGGGUGCCAGCUCCAGUAGUCUUAGCACUGGACACCUGCCGAUACCGUACCGCUACAUCCGCAAGCUGGACUACCGCAACCUUGCGCCGCUGUACGCCAACGAAGAGCUCAAGGUGUGUGUGCACCGCAAUGCGCAGGACCCCAGCCGCGACGGCCAGCGCAGAGGCUUCUCCAGGUGGGAUGUAUGGGUUGAGAACAGUCGGGGCAGCAUCUGCGCGCGCGGCACAGCCAUUACAUGUCCAGACAUGCGCGAGCCCACGCCAAGAAAUGCCAAACGGCCGGCCAGCGACGACGACCAAUGGGAAGACGAAUGGUACUACGAGGAGUAG
This is a messenger RNA of Sporothrix brasiliensis 5110, 1518 nucleotides long. RefSeq lists its product as uncharacterized. Gene Ontology annotation, cellular component: mitochondrion. The record is from RefSeq and is a predicted model, not a curated record. The coding region runs from base 1 to 1518 and encodes 505 amino acids. Lineage: Eukaryota; Fungi; Ascomycota; Sordariomycetes; Ophiostomatales; Ophiostomataceae. Gene Ontology annotation, molecular function: (3R)-hydroxyacyl-[acyl-carrier-protein] dehydratase activity. The transcript is spliced from 2 exons.